UCCAAUGUUUUGUAAUGUUUUGUAAUUAUAUUUGAUGAUUGAUAAUUUUUUCCUAUAUUCUGCAAUCAUUUCCACAGGUCUGAUGAGCAUACCUAAGACCAGGUACCCAACUCUCACAAAUGAAAAUUCAGCGAGCAAAUGUUCUCGGCACACAUGGCAAUGCUUUCAGAGCUCGUGCGAAGACCGCCGGGAAAAGCGUUCGGAGUUGUGGGGCUGAUUUCGACCCCUCAGAGAGGACAUGCGGGUGGCUAGAGCCACGUUGGGCCAUGUGUCACAGACCUUUUGACCGAACCAGGACGCGGGUGGAUCGUCAGAGAAAUACACAUCACUCUCCGUCGAGCCCUCCAAGUGCUCCAGCAAGUGCACCAUCAAGCGCGCCAAGUACCGCCAGAUGCGGGAAGGCCUCUGCGACGACUGGCCGCACCUCAACCAAUGAGAAGGCUUUGAUGUUGCAGAAAGACUUGAAGAAACUAGAGGAAAAGCUUGCGACUGCGGAACGAGAGCGUGACUGGGCCAUGACUGCAUUGAGGCAGAGUGAGUCUGAAUUGCAGAAGCUCCUGACGCAGCGAAAUGCUGGGGAGGCGGAUGCACAUGAUGUCCGGCUGAAUCAUUACCGCGUACUCUUGGAGCUUCUCAAUCUGAGAUGCAGGCUCUUGGAACAGUGGAUCGAGGAAGAGGCGUCUUUGAUGGCAGCACAAGAAGAACGCCACGCUGAAGCGUUGAAGCGUAUGGAAAAGCAGGUCCAGGAGCUGGCCAACGAAGUGGUGGAACAGCAGGUGACCUUCCAGGAGCAGGUGGCCGCCAUGGCGCUGCAACAGGAAAAGCUCGAGCAGCAGCACUGCGAGGAUUACUCCCUGUGGUCCGAAGAACUCCUUCGUGGACGGGAAAAGGC
Molecule: messenger RNA, 892 nt
Organism: Durusdinium trenchii
Lineage: Eukaryota; Dinophyceae; Suessiales; Symbiodiniaceae
Source: the annotation of a GenBank genome assembly